AGUAGCAAGUUUGGCUCAAGGGACUGGCUCUAAGCGCCCCGCAAACAUCACCUGGACUGCCAUCGGCGUCGAUUCUGCCCCCGCCGCGCCCAUGGCUGCCUUCACCGAGAUGCUCGGCCACUCCCUCCUGGGCCCUGGCGGCGAGGUCACCGAGACCGCCGCGGCCCUCUCGGGCAAGGGCGCCAUCGCGCUCUACUUCAGCGCGCACUGGUGCCCGCCGUGCCGCGGCUUCACGCCCCAGCUCGCCGAAUGGUACAGGAAGGACCUGCAGGCCAAGGGCCUGGAGGUGGUCUUCGUGUCCUCCGACAGAGACGAGGCUGCGUUCAAGGAGUACUUCGCCGACCAGCCCUGGAUGGCUCUGCCCUUCGUGGAGCGCGAUGCCAAGGAGAAGCUGUCCAAGAUGUACAAGGUGAAUGGCAUCCCCUCGCUGGUUAUCCUGGACUCCGACGGGAAGAUCAUCACGACGGAAGGCCGAGUUGCCGUCAGCGAAGACCCGACCGGCGCGGAGUUCCCGUGGAGGCCGAGGCCGGUGAAGGAGCUCCUGGCCGAGGCGAAGCUCGUCGGGCCCGCUGGCGAGCUGACGGUGCAGCAGGCGAUGCAAGAGAAGAAGGCGCUCGCGCUCUACUUCAGCGCGCACUGGUGCCCGCCAUGCCGCGGCUUCACGCCCAAGCUCGCCGAAUGGUACAGGAAGGACCUGCAGGCCAAGGGCCUGGAGGUGGUCUUCGUGUCCUCCGACAGGGACGAGGCUGCGUUCAAAGAGUACUUCGCCAGCCAGCCCUGGAUGGCGCUGAGCUACGCCGACAGGAAUCUGCAGAAGAAGUUAAACAAGGCCCUGAAGGUGGAGGGCAUCCCGACCCUCGUCAUCCUGGACGCGGACUUGAACGUGGUCACGACCGAUGGUCGCGGCGCCGUCGCAGCCGACCCCACGGGGGCCGAAAUGCCCUGGUACCCGAAGCCCGUGAAGCAGCUCAAGGACGGCCCUGGAGACAUCAACGAGGUGCCAACGCUGCUGAUCUUCUGCGAGUCCAGCGACGCCGCGGGGGUGGACGCCCUGACGCAGGCCCUCGAGCCCCUGGCGGCGAAGUACAUCGAGCAGGCGAAGGCGACUGGCCAGGACCCGGACUUCUGCUUCAUGCUGGCGGCAGAGGGGGCAGAUCUCGCCCCGAGAGUCCGCGGCAUGGUGGGCCUUCCGGAGACGCCCAGCGCCGGGGCGGUUCCGCGUAUGGCCCUCAUCGACAUCCCAGACCAGGGCGGCUACUACCUCGCGGCAGAGGGCUCGGAGGUCACCGCCGCCUCCGUUGAGCGCUUCCUCGCCGACUACAAGGCGGGGGCGCUGGAGCGGAAGCAGCUGAAGUGACCGACGCCGAAGCCUCGUCCCGAGCUCGGAAAAAAAUGAGAGCGCGGUGCCCCGAUGUUCACAGUGUUGGGCGCGCCGCGUGCUGGACAGAUGGGACUAAGCACUCAUCGUUUCGUGGCACUCUCCCUUCUCUCGAAAAAAAGUGCGUCCGCAAGGGCCUGCCUCCACAGCAGGUGGCUAAAGAGCAUGAAGAUGUUGAGACUGGAGCCCCUUUGUCGUACAUUCUCUGCCCACCGAGUUUUUUUUUGUUUCAGAGUUUUGCUUGGUGUCACAGGAUUUCUCCCGUGCCCCCACUGCUCCCUCCUUUUCUUCGUCCCCCGCUCCUUCCUCCCUUCGCCCUUCUUCGGGCCCCCAAUCGAAACGUGUCUUGCGCAGCACACACCCCGCUGCCAUUGAGGUGUAAUGGGCUUCGCCUGAUUCGGACGCUCCCCGGCCGCUGGUGCGACCAUGUGGGCCAGAGCGUUGACAUCAGAAUGGGAAGACGAAACAUCGAC
Prorocentrum cordatum is the source of this 1851-nucleotide messenger RNA. NCBI's taxonomy places the organism in Eukaryota, Dinophyceae, Prorocentrales, Prorocentraceae. The record is from the annotation of a GenBank genome assembly.